Saccharomycodes ludwigii is the source of this 708-nucleotide messenger RNA. RefSeq names its product Fmp32p (gene FMP32). The record is from RefSeq and is a predicted model, not a curated record. The transcript has a single exon. The coding region runs from base 1 to 708 and encodes 235 amino acids. NCBI's taxonomy places the organism in Eukaryota, Fungi, Ascomycota, Saccharomycetes, Saccharomycodales, Saccharomycodaceae. Gene Ontology annotation, cellular component: mitochondrion.
AUGCUUGUAAAACCAUUGAGAUUACCAAUUCUUCACUUAUUAAGAUUACCAUCACUCUCAAGAGUAUAUUCGGUACCAUUAAAACAAAAUCCCAUUUUUAUAUCAACCAUUCUGCCAAUAAAAAGAUCAUUUUCGCAAUCUAGUCCUAAUUAUAACUUUAAGCCAAAUCACAUAGCAGACACAGAUAAUUUGAAGAAAAAAUUAAUAGCUCAAGGCGCUUUUAAUCAAGAACAAGCAGAAACAAUAAUAACCAUAAUUACCAACUCAUUAAAUGAGGGUGUUUCUGAAAUAACUUCAACAUUAUCUACAAGAGAAGAUCUUAUUAAGCUAGCUUAUAUGCAAAGAAUGGACUUUACAAAAUUGAGGGAUGAGCUUUUGUUAUUGGAUAAAAAUGAAUUUCAUAAGAUCAAUGCAGAACAAGAACGCUUAGGUCAUGAAUUGGAUAAGCUGGGUCGUAAGCUAAGAGAAGAGAUAACUAAAUGUAACGCAGGUUUUAAAUUAGAUUUAAGUUUAGAAAAGGGAAGAAUUAAGGAAGAAGCAAGUAUGCAUGAUCUACAAAUUAAGGAAGUUGAUACAAGAAUCGAUCAGGAAGUUACAAAUAUGAAAAUGCAAAUAGAUUCUGUAAAGGCACAAGUCAUGCAAUGGCUAAUCGGUGUUUGUACUGGUACUUUUGCAUUAGUCCUAGCAUAUAUUAGGUUACUAUCCUAG